Uranotaenia lowii is the source of this 1255-nucleotide messenger RNA. It is a transcript of the gene lwr, whose product is annotated as SUMO-conjugating enzyme UBC9-B. Bases 317 to 796 code for a protein of 159 amino acids. Gene Ontology annotation, cellular component: nucleus. The transcript is spliced from 5 exons. Gene Ontology annotation, molecular function: SUMO conjugating enzyme activity. Lineage: Eukaryota; Metazoa; Arthropoda; Insecta; Diptera; Culicidae. The record is from RefSeq and is a predicted model, not a curated record. Gene Ontology annotation, biological process: protein sumoylation.
AACAGGCGCCUACUUCGGUGGACGAUUUUCGCAUUCACUCGUUUUGGUGGCUAGAGUAGUGUGUAACUUUUGGCGUUCGAAAGCGCAGAAACAAAAAAUAAAUCGUAAACGGAGCCAGACGAACGAAUAACGGGUUCAAACAUCAGCACCUGGACCCCCUGCAUCCGGAAUAACGCCGGCCAAAACAGUUUUUGGCACCGACUAGGACGAAAAUCAGCAUUGAAAAGCUCUGCCAGCCGCGAGGUAAAAUACCUGCUGCAAAAGACCGAAAACCUCGUUUUAAAUCCCAAAGUAUUUGCCGGAAGCUGCCACAAGGAUGUCCGGAAUUGCGAUCGCGCGUCUCGGCGAGGAACGAAAAGCAUGGCGUAAAGAUCAUCCCUUUGGUUUUGUCGCUCGUCCAGUUAAGAACGCUGAUGGCACACUAAAUCUAAUGACGUGGGAAUGUGCUAUUCCCGGAAAGAAGGGUACCCCCUGGGAAGGUGGUUUGUACAAGCUGCGAAUGAUCUUCAAGGACGAUUACCCGACCAGUCCGCCAAAGUGCAAGUUCGAACCGCCGCUGUUCCACCCGAACGUGUACCCAUCCGGAACCGUGUGUCUGUCGCUGCUGGAUGAGGAGAAGGACUGGCGUCCGGCCAUCACAAUCAAGCAAAUUCUACUCGGCAUCCAGGACUUACUGAACGAACCCAACAUCAAGGAUCCGGCACAGGCUGAAGCUUACACCAUCUAUUGUCAAAACCGUUUGGAGUACGAGAAGCGAGUUCGAGCACAGGCCAGGGCUAUGGCUGCUGCGGAAUAAGAACACCGGGUCCCGCUGCUUCAAAUUCUAUCCCUCUAGUGUUAGGAAACGCUUAUUGGCAACAGCUAGACGACAACAAGUUAAACACAUCAAAAAUUCACUCUCACACACAUUUGCGGGCGCAAGAAUUAUCUGGAGUAAACAUCAUUGACUGCUGAACAAGUCCACAACUUGUGAAAAAAGAAGGAAAGAGGCACUCGGCGCUAGGCACUCAUCUUCCUUAAAGGAUGAGAAAAAUUAGAAUUGGUAUUGUCCCAUAAAUAAGUGAAUACAACAACCAUAAAUACUAUUAUUAAAUAUAAACUGAUAAUCUUUCCACUUUUCAAAACAGAACAAGAAACAAAAAAAAAACGCAGAUAAAUUUAUUCAAGCAUAGUUCUAAGAUACUUUUUUAAUUAUUUUAGACUCGAAGGAGAAACAACCUGAUAUGGAAAUAAUAAUAACAAAAAGCAAACUAAA